Messenger RNA from Sarcophilus harrisii (Tasmanian devil), 2822 nucleotides. RefSeq lists its product as uncharacterized. The transcript is spliced from 3 exons. The record is from RefSeq and is a predicted model, not a curated record. Bases 159 to 761 code for a protein of 200 amino acids. NCBI's taxonomy places the organism in Eukaryota, Metazoa, Chordata, Mammalia, Dasyuromorphia, Dasyuridae.
UUGUGUUUUGUGUGUGUUCGUCUUUGUGUUUGUUUUGUGUGUGUCCGUGUUUGUGUUUGUGUUUUGUGUGUGUUCAUUUCACAACCUGAUAUUUCACCACCUAAGGGGGCUGAUUGUUUUUCUCAUCUUCGAGAAGCACUUACAGGAGAUUUUUCAAGAUGGUGAAGAAAAGUAGAGCAUUUUCCCAAGACUUGGCCCAGGAACAGCAAAAGUGUCUGUUAAAGAAGACAAAAACCCUGCCAUUCCGAGAUCCCCCUCACCGCACUGUACCCUCAUCAAAUAACAAGAAUGUGCAAGAGCCAGACUUCGAGGCCAAGAAGGACAACAUUCCUGCUAGGCCAAAAAUGGAGGGAAAAGAUGCUGUGGCCUCAUCCUCAGGGAGGAAUCUGACUUUUGUCGGUCCUCCCUCACCAGUUCCUUCAAUCAUUGAGGAGGAAUUCCCUCCUGUUUCCCCCAAGAGGCAUUCCAAAGCCACCCCGGCCUGUCCUGGCCAAGCAGAUGAUGAUCCUUGGAAGAGGACAUCAAAAGUCUAUUCGAUACUGGACUCAGCUGAGACUGGGCCCGAACCCUCCUUGGAAUUGCCUCAGGAAGAAUCUUCUGCUUCAGCCCAAGAAUUCGGCCCACUCUGGGCCAUCAAAGUAGUGGGUGCUCCUUGGAAGAGGACACCCAAAGUAUGCCCAGGUCUUCCACCCCAAGAAGCCAGCCCAUCCUUGAGAGAUUUCUCCUUGAGAGAGGAUUACCAAAGCAUCCCUGGAUCUUAAAAUUGAGUCUCAGACAUCCCCCAGAGUUCUUUCCAAACCCUCCUUCAGUUGGGUACAAGGAGAAGGUCCUCCUCCCCAAGAAGCCAGCCCAGCCUCUACCACCAAAGGAUUCAGUGCUGCUUGAAAGAGGAUCUCCAAAGCAUCCCUAGCUUGUCCCACUGAGUCCAAGGCAUCCCCCAGACUUCUCUCCAAAUCCUCUCUCAGUUGGACACAGGGAAAAAGUCCUCAAUCUCAAGAAGCCAGUCCAGUCUGCAUCAUUAAAGAAGUCAGAGCUCCUCGUAAAAGGACCAACACAAUAUACCCGGCACUUCCCACUGAGUCCCAGCCAUCCCCCAGAGUUCUCUCCGAACCUUCCUUCAAUUGGGCGCAAGGAGAAGAUGGUCCACCCCAAGAAGUCACCCCAGCCUGUCCCUUCAAAGGACUCAAUGCUAUUAAGAAGAGGAUCAACAAAAUAUCCCUGGCUACACCUAAUGAGUCAAAGACAUCACCCAAAAUCCUUUCUGAACCUUCCUUCAAUUGGGUAAAGGGAAAAGGUCUCCCACCCCAAGAAGCCAGCCCCACCUGUGGCAUUAAAGAAAUCAGUGCUGCUCGAGAGACCACCCCUACUGUUCUCUCCAAAACUUCAAAAGAUCCUCCACCCCAAGAAGCCAGCCCAGCCUGUACCACUCCUAGAGAGACCACCACCAAAGUAUCCCCAGCUCUGCCCACGGAGUUGAAAACAUCCCCCCGAGUCCUCUAUGAACCCUCCUUCAGCUGGGCACAAGGAGAAGAUCCUUCAGCCCAAGAAGCUGCCCCAACAUGUGAUCAUCUCUGGAAGAAGACUGGCAAAUUCCUGCCAGCCUUAAUCCCCAAAUCAAACCCUUCUCCAACAACAGUCCCCGAGAAUUCCUCCCAAAAGACUGAAGAGAGAGAUCGGAGACACCAAGGUCUAUUUUGGUGCUUUUUAAAAUGUUUCAGAAAGUAGGACAUUUGCAAGCUCUCCCAACUUCCCCACAAUUGAAACAAAUUUAUAAUUUAGGGACAUUAAAAUCAAAGACUCAGAAUAUCACAGGGGGUCCCUCAUACACAAUUCAAAGGGCUGUGAAAAAACUCAUCAGGCUGGGGAUGAAGCUCUCUAAUAUGGCAACACUUCCAGACUUAAAUCCACAGAAAUAACAAUUGGGGACCCCCGGCCACAUUGGGAGUGGCUGGAGCCACAGACACUUUCAUCUCCUAGGCUCCCUUUUCAAAUUGAGGUCUGAGUCCUGGAGGCCUGAGUGAAGCUAGGCUGACUACGAUGGAAGCAUCUUAGAACCUGAGGAUGUGGCCCUGGCGAGGAUCCAGCUCCUGGUGAGUGCAGAGACAAUGGAUCCAGGAUGCUGCUGGCUGCUGGUACUUAACAAGUGAGGGGAGCUCUUACUUUCGGGUUCCUGAUCAGAAGGCAAUGUUGAAUGGAAGCUUUAGGAACAUCCUCUCCACACAUCAGUUAAAGGAGUUUAACACUUAUUCCUCAUUUUAAAACACAAACCUGCAAAGAACCAUCCCACCAUUGAAAUAUAAGAUCGGAACAGGGAAGAUGAGACUUCAUCUUCAGAGGAGGACACUUAAGUGAAAAAAAAACUUUUACCCCAAAGACUAAUGUGCAAUGACUGCACAACUAAAGAAAAUAUGGAGAACUCAAAAAAGAAUUUAAAAAUCAACAAAAUAGAGAAAAAAUUAACCAAAAAAAAUCCUUCCAAGAAAAACUAAAACUAUUUAAAAAAAAAGAAAACCAACUUGCAAAGGAGGAAAGGAAUCUCAAGAUGAAACUAAGUCUUUGAAAAAUGAGGAUUAGCAAUGGGAAACCAUAGAAGUGAAUAACAGUAGAGAUUAUAAAUAUUGAAAACAAAUUGAACAAUGUGAAACUUAAAAGACAGAUCUGGAGAAUAGAUUAGGAACAGAAAAUUGAAGAAAUGGUCUACCUGAACAUUUUGACGAAAAAGAGAACCUUAACACAAAUAAUGCAAGAAAUAAUUUGGCAAUAUUGUCCUGGAAUGAUAGGGCAUGAGGGGAAAAUGUCCUAAUAGGUAAAAAAAAAAAAAA